Molecule: messenger RNA, 1102 nt
Organism: Python bivittatus (Burmese python)
Lineage: Eukaryota; Metazoa; Chordata; Lepidosauria; Squamata; Pythonidae
Gene: NUDT1
Product: nudix hydrolase 1
Biological process (GO): DNA protection
Cellular component (GO): cytoplasm
Molecular function (GO): 8-oxo-7,8-dihydroguanosine triphosphate pyrophosphatase activity
Source: RefSeq, a predicted model, not a curated record
UUCCGCUGCCCUGCACGUUUUUCCCCCUCUGAGCCGCGCUCCGUCCCUCUACCCUUUGCAAGGAGCGUCGCGGAGAGGGUCGCCUCUCUGCUGGGCCUGGGGACGCGCUCCUCCUCCUGCUCCUCCUCCUAUUUUCUUGGAAGGGUUGCCUUGGGGCACAGCAUGCUGACCACGAAGCUCUACACGUUGGUGCUGGUGAUGCAGCCGCAGCGAAUCCUGCUGGGCAUGAAGAAGCGGGGCUUCGGGGCUGGCCUCUGGAACGGCUUUGGAGGGAAGGUGCAGCUGGGGGAAACGGUCCAGCGGGCCGCUGAAAGGGAGCUUCUGGAAGAGAGUGGAUUGACAGUGGACACCUUACAGAAGAUGGGCCAAAUUACGUUUGAGUUUGUGGGCAACCCCGAGCUGAUGGAAGUCCAUAUCUUCUGCACUGACAGUUUUCAUGGAGAGCCCACCGAAAGCGAUGAAAUGCGCCCUCAAUGGUUUGAAGUGGACCAGAUACCUUUCAAGGACAUGUGGCCAGAUGAUAUUUAUUGGUUUCCCCUUCUACUCCGCAAGAAAUUUUUUCUGGGCUAUUUUAAGUUUCAAGGGCAGAAGACCAUCUUAGAAUAUACCCUGAAGGAGGUGGAGAAGAUGCAAGAGGAGACCUAAGCAAGGUGUCACAGGUUCCCUGGCUGGGACGUGAAGCCCACGUGGGCAGACAAGGAAUCACCAUCGACUCUGUAGCAAAGCCACCCUUCUGCCAACUCAUGGUUGGUUGAGUUUUCUAGAGGAAAAAAACCCUAAAAAUGACUUAUUCAUGUACAGAAUCCCAAACUAACGAUUCUGGAAAAAUAUUGUCAAACAGGAAGAAGAAAGGAGAGGACAUCCUAAAUAUCAUGAAGAAAAUGUCUUGAUCGCACACAUUCAGAUAAAUGCAUUCAGCACUAGAAUAAACUUUCAACCUUUUUAUACAAGUUUUAUGCAUCUCUUACAAAUACAUAUUUUUGCAACUUUUUUGCGGGGGAGGGGAAGGUCAGAAUCCAUAAACAUUUUUGAAAGCCCACCAACUGUAAAUAAGACGUUCUCCAAUUCCUGCAGUUUAAUAAAGUGCUUCAUUUAAAAACAA